UAUCAUCAUCGUAGCACAAAACGACUGGGAAACUACUAGCAGAAUGUCAGCACGGGAUGUUAUUUAUCACUUACAGUCAUGAAGGAAGACGCUGAUGCAUUUCCGAUCAAACGGGGCAUUCUUUCACGAUGAGAAUCCAUUGCAAAAUUGUGGCGAUUGCAGUAUGUUUUGGAGUUUUUCUACUUUUGUACUUUUUAGGGGGGAAUGCUGCAGACGAGCCGCCUUUGAAAGAAGUUGAGAAAGACAGCUACUUUCUUCCUUCUUCUGGACCACAGAACGUAGUUUCAGCGAAAUUACCAAAAAAGUCACACGAAGAACCUCUUAAAGUUCUAAAACCCCCACGUCUGAGCCGGAAAGAUGCGAAAAUAUCCGCCAGAAAAAGCGAUGUCAACGCAAAGCUUAGGCCGAAGAGUGACGGGGGGCGAGCGGCGGACAAGAGCGGCCGCCGCGCGGCCAACAACGUCAUGCACUUGGCCGUGGUGGCCUGCGGGAACCGGCUGGAGGAGACGCUCACCAUGGUCAAGUCGGCCCUGAUCUUCAGCAUCAAGAAGAUCAAGUUUCACAUCUUCGCCGAGGAGGACCUGUCUUCGGAGUUUGAAAAAGGGUUGAGCAAGUGGCCCCGUCCUUUCUCAGCCAAGUUCCAGUACAGCAUCUACCCCAUUACCUUCUCUGUGGGGAAUGCAGACGAGUGGAAGAAGCUUUUCAAGCCGUGUGCCGCUCAGAGACUCUUCCUCCCAGUCAUCCUGAAGGACGUGGACGCACUGCUGUAUGUGGACACGGAUGUGCUCUUCCUGAGGCCGAUGGACGACAUCUGGAGCUUCUUCAAGGCCUUCAACAGCACCCAGCUGGCGGCCAUGGCUCCCGAGCACGAGAUCCCCAAAAUUGGCUGGUACAGCCGCUUCGCCAGGCACCCGUUCUACGGGGUGACGGGCGUCAACUCUGGCGUGAUGCUCAUGAAUCUAACCAGGAUCCGCAGCACUGUGUUCAAGAAUAGCAUGAUUGCCACUGGUCUAUCAUGGGAGGAUAUGCUUCAUCCGCUUUACCAGAAGUACAAGAACCACAUCACGUGGGGUGACCAAGAUCUCCUCAACAUUAUUUUCCACUACAACCCAGAAUGUUUGUACACGUUCCCGUGCCAAUGGAACUACAGGCCGGACCACUGCAUGUAUGGCAGCAACUGCAAAGGGGCAGAAGAGGAGGGUGUGUCCAUUCUUCAUGGAAACCGAGGGGUGUACCACGAUGACAAGCAGCCAGCCUUCAAAGUGGUGUAUGAUGCCAUACAUGAUUAUCCUUUUGAGGAGAACCUCUUCCAGUCCCUCUUCUUCCCUCUUCAGACCAAGUUUUUGGACACUGUGAAUACACUGUGUGGUCGAAUCCCGCAGGUGUUCCUGAAACAGGUGGAGAAGACCAUGAAGGCCGUGUAUGAGCAGAAAGUGGUCAGACGGGUUAAACAUCCAUAACCUUGAGCCACCUUGGUGGUGGUCAGCACUAAAUCUGCCUGUUUAUCCAGUGACCAGAACAGGAAGUCUUUCUGUGAAAGAUGUGCAGAGGCAGCCAAUGAUCCUGUAGCAUGUUGCAUAACUGUGGUCAGCUGUAAUCAGUCAAGUUUCAAAGUAAACCGAACUGAUGAUGUUUGCUAAGAAAUGCAGAUUCCUGUCUGGAAUUUGAAACACGAUGUUCGUGGCAUUGAACAAGGAUUUCCACUCAUGCACAAUUGAGCAAGAUGCAACACUCCACUCUUUAAUACAACUUUAAUGAAUAUUAUGAUAAAUAUCAAUGAACUGAUUAAUGAACUGAUGUGUAUGAAUGCACAGCUAUUUCGUUUUUAUUAUAUUGCAUAUGUCUACAUAUGAAGCUGCAAGCUGGACAAGAAGUUAUCUCAGAGGAACAAAGCACUUCUCAAUUUAUAAUGUGUUUCAAGAACUGAACCGUUGAUACAUAUCAUAUUGUGAAUAGCUAUAAGGACAUGUAUAGCUAUGUUUGAACAUUUUGUUAUGAAUGUCAAAUUCCAAAAGCCCUUUCAGAAGCCAGUGAUGAACAAAAUGUGAAUCAUCGAAACCCAAUGAGGAUUUUUGCUGUUAGUUACAAAAUAAUGUGAAUCCAUUAUGUAAUACUCUUUUGCUUUGAAUAUGUCCAAUGUUGGUACAUACAGUUAACAAAAAUAUAUUUGCCAAAUUUUCACACAUUGUAUAUAGACAUUUACAGUAUUUCAGUAAAAGUAUUAACUGGAAUAUAGUCCUCUCAAGUGCACUUUUGCCCAGCUAAGUGGCUCUCAAUGGUAUGAGGAAGUGAAAUGUUUCACAUGGGAAAAUUGAAUUGUCUGUGGUCUCAUUUCAGAUGUUGUAACUUUGUGAGGUCUAAAGCAUUGUGUUGCUUAUAGUGUUACUGUUAGGAAAUCUGGAAACCUACCUGGGAAAAAUAACUUCUAUGCUGCAAUAGGGCUUGUGGUCAAUCCAUGAACUGUUGCUUGAAUUUGUGCUUUAUCUGUUAUCCACAAGGAAUUUCUGUUUUAUAAUAAAUAAAUAAAACAAUC
Sardina pilchardus (European sardine) is the source of this 2533-nucleotide messenger RNA. It is a transcript of the gene gxylt2, whose product is annotated as glucoside xylosyltransferase 2. Lineage: Eukaryota; Metazoa; Chordata; Actinopteri; Clupeiformes; Clupeidae. The record is from RefSeq and is a predicted model, not a curated record. The coding region runs from base 129 to 1460 and encodes 443 amino acids. The transcript is spliced from 7 exons. Gene Ontology annotation, molecular function: UDP-xylosyltransferase activity. Gene Ontology annotation, biological process: protein O-linked glycosylation via N-acetylgalactosamine.